AUGAGGGUUUCUAGCGGCAGCGAUGCCAAGGAGGACUUCCCGGCUGAAGUCAGCGAUGGCUUUGUGCCCGACAAUAUGGACGCUCGAGAGCUGCAAAUACACGAGCACGGAAUUAAGAAGUUUAGUCGCUUAGGGUGGAAGCGACUCACAGUCGUCCUCAUUACUGAAGCUAUCGCGCUAGGCACGCUGUCUAUUCCUUCCACAUUCGCCACCUUGGGAAUGGUAGCUGGUGUCAUCUGCUGUGUCGGUAUCGGUCUCAUCGCGAUCUACACGAGUUAUGUUGUUGGCCAGGUCAAGGUCAAAUACCCUCACAUCACCAACUAUGCCGACGCGGGCCAGGUGCUCUUCGCCAAACUUGGCUGUGGGCGAUUUGGAUACGAGCUUAUUACUAUCAUGCUGAGCUUGCAGUUGCUUUUCCUGAUCGGAUCGCAUUGUCUUACUGGCUCGAUUGCACUCAUCACUAUUAUCGACACCAAUAUUUGCUCUAUCGUCUUUGCUGUUGUGUCAUCCGUCAUUCUUCUUCUUCUCGCCAUCCCACCCAGCUUUACGGAAAUGGCUAUUCUGGGCUAUGUUGAUUUCGCCUCGAUUAUAAUUGCUGUGGGUGUCACCAUCAUUGGUACUGGAGUUCAAGCCACGAAUAGCACAGGAUUGUCAAACGUGAAUUGGUCAGCGUGGCCGAAGGAAGGCAUCACCUUUGCAGAGACUUUUAUCUCGGUCACAAAUAUCAUUUUCGCCUACACCAUCACCAUCUGCCAGAUCUCUUUUAUGGAUGAAAUGCACACACCCACGGACUUCACGAAAUCUGUUUGCACACUGGGCGCUAUUGAGAUGGUCGUUUACACCAUGACAGGUGCUCUGAUCUACGCCUUUGUUGGUCAAGAUGUCCAGAGCCCUGCCCUUCUCUCUGCGGGACCUACCCUCAGCCGUGUUGUGUUCGGCAUCGCACUCCCCGUCAUAUUUAUCAGUGGCUCCAUCAACGCGGUGGUCUUUGGGCGCAUGAUUCACGGUCGCAUUUUCAAGAACUCCUAUAUCCGGUUCAUCAACACUACUAUGGGCUGGAUCACUUGGCUGGCCAUGCUUGUGGCUGCCAUUAUCAUCUCUUUCAUCAUUGCGGAGGUCAUUCCAUUUUUCGACGACCUACUCUCGCUAAUGUGCUCGCUUUUCCUGUCUGGCUUCACUUUCUACUUCCCAGCCAUGAUGUGGUUCCUUCUUAUUCGAAAGGGAAGCAUGUUCACACCGAAGAACCUUGCCCUGGGCGCCCUGAAUGUCUUCGUAUUCUUGAUUGGACUUGUGACUCUGGGCGCUGGUAUCUACUCAUGCGUCAUUGAUAUUAGAAACAAAUAUCGCGAUGGCAAAGUUGGAGGUGUUUUCAGUUGCUCAUCUUGA
This is a messenger RNA of Penicillium waksmanii, 1386 nucleotides long. RefSeq lists its product as uncharacterized. Gene Ontology annotation, cellular component: vacuolar membrane. The coding region runs from base 1 to 1386 and encodes 461 amino acids. The transcript is spliced from 2 exons. Gene Ontology annotation, molecular function: amino acid transmembrane transporter activity. NCBI's taxonomy places the organism in Eukaryota, Fungi, Ascomycota, Eurotiomycetes, Eurotiales, Aspergillaceae. Gene Ontology annotation, biological process: amino acid transmembrane transport. The record is from RefSeq and is a predicted model, not a curated record.